This is a messenger RNA of Salvelinus fontinalis (brook trout), 2184 nucleotides long. RefSeq names its product protein FAM227B-like. Bases 494 to 2044 code for a protein of 516 amino acids. The record is from RefSeq and is a predicted model, not a curated record. Lineage: Eukaryota; Metazoa; Chordata; Actinopteri; Salmoniformes; Salmonidae. The transcript has 15 exons.
AUAUAUAUAUAUAUAUUACCAAAGUUUAGCAUGUCUUAGCAGGGGGAAUGCCGGGCAUAAUAUCCUGUUGCUAGGAGAAAGGUAAUGUCAGCACUGCAGCGUGCAAGCAAAGAGUUUUAUAACUAACCCAUUGUGCUAACUUAGUUAGCUAGAAUCUUGUUGCAGAUAAUGAUAGCUAGCUAAAUUAGCUUGAGGCUAUAAACACGUUCAUAUAGCGAUACAAGGAAUGUUUUUAUGUAACAGUGGAAGACAUAAAUCCCAUUUCACAAUUCAUUAACGUUACCUGUUUAAAAUGAGACUUGAUCCAAUUGAUUUAGAGCAAUUGUCGAUGUACUCUGAAGCGGAGCAAGCAUGGACUCGUUCUACGCCGGAAGUGUCAACCGGAAGAAUUUAGCGGCGCGAAUGUUAAUUACAGCUGUUACCUAGCAAUGGAACACAUGCGUAAUAUUUUGACAGUCAGGGCUAAGCAUCUUUGGAGGGUCAGAGACAAAACAUGGCUAAACAACAAGACCCAGAGGACGAUGAAGAAAUCCUGAGCACGUUUGAAAAGUUUGUUCGGAAUCAGGGACUGGUUGACUGGCCCGUGGCGUUUGAGGAGAAUAUAGAGAUAUCAUCCCACUUCAAACAUUACAGUCAUCCCAGACAGAUAUAUGACUACUUUAAAGUAAACGUGCCAUUCCCAGUGGACGUCACCAUGUCCUUCUCCAAGAGCAUAGAGGAGCUAUAUUCCAAGAUAAAGCUACAUGCAUCCAUAAUGUCACAAGAACAGAGCAAAAACAAGAAUGCAGAGUCAGUGUUUGAUGACAUGAAUAAAUAUAAAAUGUAUGUGCAAAGAGCACAUCGAAUCAUCAAAGAGCAGAGUGAGGCAGUGUCGCGGAGCUUGGACAUCAAGGACUAUGACUACCCAGGGUUUGAUGUAGUCGAGGACACUGACAUCCCAGGACAUCCUGAUGCCUUACAGCAUUUGGACAGCGUCUCAGAGGCCCAAGGCUUUAAUCUAGGCUUCCUGAAGAUCUGGAGGCCCUUCUUUCUGUGUGAUCUGUCCGUGGCUGUUCUCAAAGACACAUUCUGGUGGUUCUUCCUCCACACAUUUAAGCCUAAUGUUGAGGAGGAGAGCCAGUUGUUUGAUCGGAUCUCUGGAGCCUUUGUCUCUCUGCUGAUGACCGUUCAGAUGGACCUGAAGGACAAGCUCUUUAAGGUGUAUGCCGACUGCCUGGCCCAGGCGGUUUACGCAGCAUUCUACGGAGCGUUCCCUGAGUCCAUGGAACGUCUAGGCCAUGACUUCAAGACAGACCUGACUGACCUCAUCUCCCUCUGGGUGUCAGGUGUGAAGCCCACCCUGUUGUCAUGGCAGAGCUGGAAUCUGGGCUGGCUGGAUCCUGUAAACACGUCCGGGAAGAGCCAUGGAGAGUCAGCAUGUGACCUGCAGAUGGAGUUUGAAGAGCUGGUGUCCAGGACCAGGAGAAUAAGUCUCAGCAGCACAGAAAAGCAGAAGAGAGGAAGCAUUGCCAAUGCUGACUCCAGGAUGGACCGCAAGAGAGAGUCCCACUACAUCGGAGCAGGUCCAGAGUUCCAGCAUGUCCGUUUCAAGCCUUGUGGUCAGAGUCCUCUGGUGUCUCGUUACCUGCACCUCCAAGACAUCCCUACACCCGCAGGAUCUGACACCCGCAGGAUCAGACGCACUGAGAUCACCAACCUGACUCCUUCCAAACCCACCUACCAAGAGGUGCUGACUGAUGUGGAGGAGAGGAGCCACAGAAGGCAACAGGAAUACAACAUCUUCUGCCAGCAGACGAAACAGGAGAUAGCUGACAUCCACAGAGAUCGACUGAUCCAUAACAUGGAGCUCAACAGGAUGAAGAAAGAGAUUUUCAGUGACCGCAUGGAGGUGAAGAUCGCCAGCGAGGGAAUCAUGAAUAAAUGGAAGCACCCCCCGUACCGCCAGCGUCUGCAGAAGGGAGAGAGGAAAGAGGAGUCAGAGGAGGUGAAGAAUACAAACCAACCUUCUGUUUCUCCAGAGAACCGAAAGACAGCUGGACAAUGACAACUUUCAGCACAGUGUCUCUCUCUUUAUGCCACUCAGACCUACAGAACAGGAUGUCAGUGUCCUACAUUAAUAUAUAUUUGACAUUUGUUUUCAUUGAAAUUCACCCAGAUGAUUUAAAUGCCAAUCUUCACACUUCA